UGAUAAGAAAAUAGGUUAUGGUGCUGACCACGUAAAGCUUGGUAAAUUUUUUUAUUCAAUAAAUAAGUUAUUACUUCAAAGUUGGGAGCCUAAAAUUUUGAGAAAUGGUUAAAUGUUCCAAGUAUAAAUUCCUCUAAUUUUUAAAUUUAUACUCAUACUGACUGCCAGGACAGAGUACAAUAAUUUUUAACACAAUAAUUUCGCCCAGGAUGAAAGGCAAGUUCUACCGAUCCGUAGUCAGACCUGCUAUGUUAUAUGGGGCAGAGUGUUGGGCGGUUAAGAAGACUCAUGNGCGUCGUCUGCAUGCGGCGGAGAUGCGGAUGUUACGAUGGAUGUGUGGGAAGACAAGGUUGGAUAGGAUUUCGAACGAAGUUAUCCGACGUCAGGUAGGCAUGGCGCCGGUGGAAGAUAAAUUGCGGGAAGCGAGGUUGAGAUGGUUUGGUCAUGUGAGACGGCGGGAUGCUGACGCCCCUGUACGGAGAUGUGAGCGGAUUACGGUUAUCGGGGGAAGUAGGGGAAGGGGUAGACCUAAGAAGAAUUGGAAGGAGGUGAUUAGACAUGAUUUAGGACUUCUCACCCUGACUGAGGAUAUGGCUUUAGAUAGGAACCUUUGGAAAACUAGGAUUAGAGUAGCUGGUUAGGAACUCGGUGCUACAGAGGUUGAGAUGGGGGUCUCUUGGAAACAGCCUCCCUGCUUCCGAGUAGGGGCAAGGUCUGCGUACACACACCCUCCCCAGACCCUACUGUAGUGGGAU
Molecule: messenger RNA, 755 nt
Organism: Cuscuta campestris
Lineage: Eukaryota; Viridiplantae; Streptophyta; Magnoliopsida; Solanales; Convolvulaceae
Source: the annotation of a GenBank genome assembly